This is a messenger RNA of Homarus americanus (American lobster), 1272 nucleotides long. RefSeq names its product arrestin domain-containing protein 2-like. Lineage: Eukaryota; Metazoa; Arthropoda; Malacostraca; Decapoda; Nephropidae. Gene Ontology annotation, biological process: protein transport. Gene Ontology annotation, cellular component: cytoplasm. The record is from RefSeq and is a predicted model, not a curated record.
UCGUAUCUGGGGACCGUCGUACUGUCAAGGACGACCAAUACUUCAUCGACGACCGCACGACCAUAUGGGGAAAAGACAAACCAGAGGGAAAUGUGCCCAUCUUGCCCCGAGGUUACCAGUUUCCCUUUAAGUUCCAGUUACCAGAGAGCUCUUUGCCGUGUUCCUUUGAGAGCAAGAGUGGCACAAUACGAUACUACAUUAAGGUGACUGUGGACAUCCCCUACGCCUCACCGCCUCAGGGUGAAGUAUUUACUAUUAUUGGUCCACAUAUAGACUGUAUGGACGAGCAGUACCUGAAGCCGAUGGUGGGUCACGUACGUUCCCUCUGCUGCCUGUGCUGUAAGAGAGGGCCAGUCUCCCUCAGGACCCAGCUUGAGCGGACAGCCUACGUGUGUGGUGAGAGCAUCAAGCUUAAGGCCGACAUCGACAACCAGAGCGAGGAGGAGAUCAGGCUCAAACUCAAGCUGGUCCAAUAUGUAGAGUACUUCAUCGACCGGGGCGUACUGGGAGUGACGAAGGACGUACAGCACCAGGUGUUGGAAUAUGCUGGUGACCCGGUAGCUCCCGGUACACGAUGGAAGUUUGAUUCAUCUCAGAGUCUAGUGGUCCCGGUGAUGCCUCCCACGCUUAUCGGUGUGUGUAGACCUCUCCAGAUCUACUAUGUCCUCAAGGUCCACAUCUCAAUGAGUAAAUCAGGGGAAGACCUCCACAUGCACUUUCCCAUCACCAUCGCCACAGUCCCUUUCCGGAUCCCAAAUUCCAACCAACAGCCUAAUAUAACCUACAGUGUGUGUUGUGACCACGUGGAGGGCGGACUGUACACGGGGCCAGAGUUUCAACUUGGACAGGUGUAUGACGGGGGUUUAGACAGUAACCCCGAGUCUGUUUUACUCUACCGCCCUGUCUACGCUUGUAUACCCAACCCCAAGCUGAACAACACUCCAGCCGUCAGAUCCCGUAUGAUGAUAGAGGAGGGCGGCAGUAUGAGGGCGGCAAGUGUGAGGGCGGCCAGUGUCAGCGGCAGUAUGAGGGCUGGAAGCAUCAUGGGUGGUGGCAGUUUCAGAGCUCGAAGUGUUAGUGGUAGUGUGAGAGGCAGUAGUGGCACGGCGACGGGUGGUAGUGUGAGGGGUGGUAGUAUUGUGAUGGGUGGUGGUGGUAGUGGGCUUAUAGGUGGUAGUGGUAGUAUGCGGGGUGGUAGCUGUGUGGGUGGUGGUGGUAAUAUGAUAAGCACCGUGAGCACUGUGGGUGGUGGUGCUGGUGGUGGUGGUGGUG